CCGCCAUUAUCUACCAUUGUUUAUCACUUUGGUACAAGUGGGCUUUCUGUUGCCACUGCUACAGCUGUUACUCAUCCUUUAGGAGGGGUACUGUUAUUCUGUAAGCAAGUUGUCAUUUUUGUAUUGGCUAAAGGAUUAUCCACAUGGAUGGAUUUGGGAGUGGUAAGCAGCAACAUUAGGACCAAACGGAAAAGUCCAUUCUCGUCAUGAUCGAUCCACGUCCUACCAUGGUGCCCGGAGAACCGGGCUUGCUUAGCUAAGAAAGCUAGCUGCCCAAAAGCCCACUGCUAAAGCACAGAUUCCACGUUCUCAAAAAAAGAAUCUCUCGGUCUUGUUGCAAUAUCAGUCUCGCCCUUUUCAACCACUCGAGAGUCGCUGGGUUCAGUCAGGGGAAAUGGUUGUUUAUCUUGUUUUAAGGACUUAUAAUAGCUCUUAAUUGCUCUGAUUGAUGGGCUGGGUUAUCAUUGGAAUGGGGUUUUAUUUGUACUUUGAAAUAAUUAUGUGACCAUUCAGUCUGUUCGUAUACAAUAUGGAAACGUGAGACCAAGAUUCAAUCUGCCAGCACUCUGAAGUCUGAAUACAUUGAUUCAAUUCUUUCAGACGUUCUCAAAGUAAGGCUUCAAAUGCAACUUGUUGGUCAGCGAGGACCUUUAACUGGAUUGGGACACAUCUUCACCCAGAUAUUGAACAAAGAAGGAUUUAGUGCAUUGUACCUUGGAUUGACACCUGCAUUGACAAGGUCAGUUCUAUACGGGGGAUUACGUCUAGGUCUGUAUGAACCUUCAAAGUAUGUGUGUGAAGUGGCAUUUGAAUCAACAAAUUUGUUUGUAAAAAUAGUUGCUGGAGGCUUUGCUGGUUCUUUUGCAACUGCGAUGACUAAUCCUACUGAAGUUCUGAAGGUUCGCUUGCAAAUGAACUCAGGGGCGAAAGUAGGUGCUAUAAGCCUAAUGCGCAAAAUUGCUUCAGAAGAGGGUAUAUGUGCUCUGUGGAAGGGUGUUGGUCCUGCUAUGGCAAGAGCUGCUCCCUUGACUGCAUCACAGCUAGCAACAUAUGAUGAAUCUAAACGAGCUUUGACAAGAUGGACCUCUGUUGAAGAAGGAUUUUCUUUGCACCUCAUGUCAAGUACUAUAUCUGGGGUUGCAAGCACUCUGGUCACGGCACCCAUGGAUAUGAUCAAAACCCGUCUUAUGUCACAGAAUGAAUCAAGUGGCAGGAAUUAUAAGAAUGGACUACACUGUGCCUACCAGGUCAUGCGCACUGAGGGUUCUCUUGCACUUUACAAAGGAGGCUUCACAAUUUUUGCACGGUUGGGUCCACAGACAACAAUCACAUUUGUACUUUGUGAGAAACUCCGGGAAUUAUCAGGACUCCGUGCGAUUUAGUUCUGGCGAAUUUCUGGCAGCACUGUUAAAAGACAGAUAAGACAAGAUUCUUUUCCUCCAUUCAUUUUUGGUGAUCUGAAGGGGGGAGUGACAAAAACAGCGCCCCUCGGUUUUGCAUAAUCUGAUCACCAUACAUUAAUCUGAUAAUAAGUAGAUUUCUUUUGUGAAGAUUGGAAAAUAUUGUUUUGAAUUAUGACUUGGUAUACAUUUUGUUGUUAUUUCGUCAAUUUUGAUACCCAGCUUGUAAUCAAUUACUUUGGUGAGGGACAUGAAGAGCAACUGUCAUGAUGAACUGUAUUGUCCUGUUCAAGCAGGCUGUCUAACACCAAUAAAAGCAGUAGUUGCUAAUUUGUUGGGA
Chenopodium quinoa (quinoa) is the source of this 1740-nucleotide messenger RNA. RefSeq names its product mitochondrial substrate carrier family protein ucpB. The transcript has 8 exons. The coding region runs from base 624 to 1382 and encodes 252 amino acids. The record is from RefSeq and is a predicted model, not a curated record. Lineage: Eukaryota; Viridiplantae; Streptophyta; Magnoliopsida; Caryophyllales; Amaranthaceae.